Messenger RNA from Cladophialophora immunda, 2996 nucleotides. RefSeq lists its product as uncharacterized. The record is from RefSeq and is a predicted model, not a curated record. Gene Ontology annotation, biological process: protein phosphorylation; intracellular signal transduction. The transcript has 5 exons. Lineage: Eukaryota; Fungi; Ascomycota; Eurotiomycetes; Chaetothyriales; Herpotrichiellaceae. Gene Ontology annotation, molecular function: protein serine/threonine kinase activity; ATP binding. Bases 383 to 2626 code for a protein of 747 amino acids.
GGGUUAUUAAGUGAGCAUACAGCUGUUAUUACUGUACCUGACAUCCUUUGGGCCACCGCUUUCAUAUGCCAGUCCACCAAGGCCUCUGCCAUCCUGCCUCCUGCUGUCUCACUUCCUACCUUCUCAUCUGUCCAACUGUCGCUCCACCAGAUCCGCUUCUUCUCGGUCCUUCCGAUUGCGUUUAAUAGAUCGGAAGCAAGAGAUUAAAAUCUCGCAUUCGACGUAACUGAACAGCAUAUCUUUCAUUUCUAGCCAUAUCUCACGUUUUCGCGGUUCUCGGCAAAGUUUGGCAGACACCACCACUCGUUAAUGUAGUCGUUUACCCUCGCUUCCGAUCUCUACCGCAAAUCACCACGCUUCCGGCCCACGAUCUUCCGAUAACAUGCCCUCCAACCUGUCCGCGAUGUUUCUCCCCGGCGACGACGCCAAAGACGACACAGAUGCCAAAGCGGAGCAAGAACGGCGACAAAACACGGAGAAAAAAGACAAUCCAGAGUCAACGCAGGGUGCUGUGCGAUUUGCUGCGGAAAAUGAAGAAAUAGAUCCUCUGGACGACUCGAGGCGUCCUUCCCAAGCUGGCGGGGUGAAGAAUGAGGAGCUCAGUCCCGAAGCCCACGAACAGAUCAGGAAUUUGGCCAUGUCUCUACAAAAGUCCCGGCUGCAGGAAAACCGCAUGGCGAAUUUUGCCUACGAACCGGUGUCUAUGCCUCCCUCACGGGUCCCUUCAAGAGACAGUGAGACGCCUGGUACUCCUCGUGGCUCAAUAAGACAAGGCCACGGCUCCAUGUCCUCUGCAUUUCAAUCCCCUCCCUUGACACCGCAUGGCUCAAAAGACGGGAAGCAAGAAUCUGUUUCUGCAGGACGUGGCCAGCAAGGCCAACACGCGAUAACUCCGCAAACAUCGCCACCUCCAGACUCACAGGGAAAGGGACUGUCUCAGUCCAUAUCGCCUUCUCAUCCUGUCUCCCCACCUCGGUCCUCCGAACAAGCCCCGGCGAAGUCAGAACAAGGGCAUGAGAGACGGAUAGCCAAAUUUGAGAUUGGUCCCUCUGAAUCUGCGAGCCCAGCGGACCAGAGUCCCGUUGGGACACCCAAACUUCGACCUUCCUCCCCACAACCGGGUGCUCUACAAAAGCCGCCUGAGCCGCGGCAUUUCGGAAGCCUGGGAAGAGGAUCCCUAGCCCCAGCUAUCGCGGCGGCGGCAGAGCGGAUACCACGACAAUCAAGUUCUACAGAGCUCUCUGACAAGCGAGGAUCAAUAUUUGGAUCGAACAAGAAGGAUCCUUAUUCCCACGUCACGGAUAGUGGUAGCGAGAAGAGCGGCUUAGACGGGAGGAAACAUGGAUCAAUGUCUGAACUAAAACGAUUCUUCAGGCUUGGUCACGGCCACAAGAAGCACAAUAACCAGCCAGACUCACUGGCAUCCACAGUCCCAGCCUCGCGCAAGUCCAGUCAGAGAUCGGGAACCAGGACGCCUCCCCACCAAGCUCCACCGUCCAAUGUUCCCUUUAUGGAUGAUCACAGCCUUGAGGCGAAGUAUGGAAAAUUCGGCAAGGUGCUCGGCUCUGGCGCAGGUGGCUCCGUGAGGUUACUCAAGCGAAGCAGCGACGGAGUCACCUUUGCCGUGAAACAAUUCCGGGAGAAACAUUCCUGGGAGAGCGAGAAGGACUACUCGAAGAAAGUCACGGCAGAGUUCUGUAUCGGCUCAACUCUACAUCAUGGCAAUAUUAUUGAAACCAUGGACAUCAUCCAGGAAAACCAUCGAUGGUUUGAGGUGAUGGAGUAUGCCCCCUACGAUCUCUUUGCCAUCGUGAUGACGGGCAAGAUGACGAGAGAGGAGAUUGCAUGUUCUUUCCUUCAAAUUGUCAAUGGUGUCAGCUAUCUGCACAGUAUGGGGCUCGCACAUCGUGAUCUCAAAUUGGAUAAUGUGGUGGUGAGCGAGCACGGCAUCAUGAAGCUGAUCGACUUUGGAAGUGCCACAGUGUUCCGGUAUCCUUUUGAGAACGAAAUUGUACUCGCUUCAGGAAUUGUUGGAUCGGAUCCUUAUCUCGCCCCGGAGGUGUAUGAGGAAAAGAAGUACGACCCGACAGCGACAGAUAUCUGGUCUUUGGCAAUCAUCUUCUGCUGCAUGUCACUUCGCCGCUUCCCGUGGAAACAGCCACGACUUGUCGACAACUCCUACAAACUGUUCGCUUCUCCGCCUACACCGGGCACGCCUGUCCCAGAUUCACACCCCCGGAAAUCUUCGCAUCUAAGUCCGAGCGAAGAUAACGCCUCGCGACAACAUGGCGAAGCCAACGGCAGUGCUAAUGCGUCACAUCAUCAUCAUCACCACUCGGAAAGCGUGGAUGAAGGGCGGCCUUCGACAUCUGGUGGGGAUAAGCAGGAAGUGAUCAAAGGCCCAUGGCGACUGCUCCGCAUUCUUCCGCGGGAAAGCCGCCACAUCAUUGGCCGCAUGCUCAAAAUCGACCCAGCCGAACGAGCGACGAUGGAAGAAGUGCUUGAGGACGACUGGGUAUUGGGCGCAAGAGUCUGCUAUCAAGAAGAGAACGGGACUGUUCACCAUGCAGAAGGCCACACCCACGUUUUGGAAGCCGGAUCCGGCGGACCGCCGCCAGCCAAGUAGUGGACAAGGCUGGGAAAUCGGAUGACCACCUUUUGAGUCCUGGAGACCUAUGAUGGAACGGCUAUGUCCAUGUCGCACGGCAGCACUAAUGGGGAUCGCAUUGUGUAGAAUUUGGAAGAUUGACAUGUCAUGGGAGCUUGUUGGGUGAUGGGUCGCUUUGUGGUUUCUUUUGGCCCAGGGCCUUGGUUGGAAUGCGUGUUGGAGAAAGCCAGAGUUGUUGAAAAUGCCAUCUGCGAAGGGCCUUGAUAUUAUUUGUAGAUACCAGUUUAUCACGUUCAACCACAAAUCAGACCUUUCGAGGUAUGUUAUAUUGAGGCUGCGAACUCAACCAAGCAGAAUCACGCACGAGAGCAACUUCCCUCGUCCUAUA